AUGUUUGGAGACUCUACGCUGAAACGCCAGACCGGAAGCUGCGCGUGCCCCCGGUGGUCAGGCGCCGGUUCGACCCUCGGUUCAUUCAGGCGCAACAGACGUGGAUCAGCGCUUCGCUCCGGGAGAAAGGCCUCCAAGAUAGAUUCCCUCAGGACCAAAGUGGAGCUGCUGCGGCUGCCACUGGGCCUGUCCACCAAGAGUCUGUCUCAGUGUAAACCUCAGCUGCUGGGGCCCCGGGACAAGGGCUCCGGAGCAGGGGCCCCCAGAGCCCGCGCUCUGACAGCCACAGACAUGGACAACGACUCCACGUACUCGGGAUACUCCUACAAGUCAUCCCACUCCCGGAGCUCCAGGAAGCACCGAGAGCGCAGAGACAGACACCGGAGCUCCAAGAGUCGAGAUGGAAGCAGUCGAGACAAGUCGAGUCUUCAGCCUCCGGGAGAACCACUGCUGGACGCAGAGUCCACCAGAGGAGAGGAGAGGGACGAUAACUGGGGUGAGACCACCACGGUGGUCACUGGCACGUCUGUGGACAGUGUUUCUCAGGAGGACUUGACACGUGUCACUAAAGAGCUGGAGGACUCCACGCCGCUGCACUGCCGCCGCUACCUCGGCCUCACGUUGGGCGCCAUCCUUGGGCUGUUUGCCUUUGUGACGCCGCUGGCCUUCCUUGCGCUGCCUCAGCUGCUGUGGCGGGACUCUCUGGACCCGUGUGGGACCCCCUGUGAGGGUCUCUACAUUUCUCUGGCCUUCAAACUGCUCAUCCUGCUCAUCUCCACCUGGGCCUUGUUUCUGAGACCGCCACGUGCCUCUUUCCCACGCUUCUUUGUGUACCGCUGUCUGCUGCUGGCCUUGGUUUUCCUCUUUGUCGCCUCCUACUGGUUGUUCUACGGCGUGCGCGUGUUGGAACCCAGGGAGACGGACUACAGAGGCAUUGUGGGAUACGCCGCAUCGCUGGUGGACGCGCUGCUCUUCAUCCAGUACCUGGCGCUCGUGCUGCUGGAAGUGCGCCACCUGCGGGCCGCCUUCUGCCUCAAAGUGGUGCGCUCUUCUGACGGGGUCAGCCGCUUCUACAACGUGGGGCACCUCAGCAUCCAGAGAGCCGCCGCCUGGGUGUUGGACCAUUACUACAGCGACUUCCCCGUUCACAAUCCGGCUGUUUUAAACCUGCCCAAGUCCAUCCUGUCCAAAAAAGCCUCCGCAUUCAAGAUCUACAGCCUCGGAGAAGAGAACAGCACGGGGAACUCCACAGGACAGUCCCGCGCCAUGAUCGCAGCCGCCGCACGGAGACGGGACAAUUCUCACAACGAGUAUUAUUACGAAGAGGCCGAGAUGGAGAGGAGGGUCCGCAAACGCAAGGCCAGGCUGGUGGUGGCAGUAGAGGAAGCCUUCACUCACAUCAAGCGGCACCAGGAUGAGCCGACACCCUCUUCCCCUAAACACCCGCGCGAGGUGAUGGACCCACGGGAGGCGGCUCAGGCCAUCUUUGCCCCGAUGGCCCGGGCCAUGCAGAAGUACCUCCGGGCCACUAGGCAGCAGUCUUACCACACUAUGGAGAGCAUCAUCAACCACCUGCAGUUCUGCAUCACACACAACAUGACACCCAAGGCCUUCCUGGAGCGGUACCUGGCUCUGGGCCCCACCCUGCAGUACCUGGAUCACGGCAGGGGGCGCCAGUGGACCUUAGUGAGCGAAGACGCCGUGACCUCCGCGCUGCGCCAGGGCCUGGUGUUCUCCCUGAAGCGGCCAGACUUCUCCCUGGUGGUCAGCGUGACACCGCUGCCCUUCCUGGCGCUGGGAGAGGAGUUUGUCGACCCCAAAAGUCACAAGUUUGUCAUGAAGUUGCAAUCCGAAACCUCUGUGUGA
Messenger RNA from Knipowitschia caucasica, 1866 nucleotides. The record is from the annotation of a GenBank genome assembly. Lineage: Eukaryota; Metazoa; Chordata; Actinopteri; Gobiiformes; Gobiidae.